AUGGCGGAUGAAGGGAACGAAGACAGUUGGUUGUACGGCAAUUCGGGUCAGGAUGGAGCGGCGAGCGAUGCGGCCGCGACCACCGACGCUGAUACAACGGCAGGCGGCAAGGACAACGCGCUAUGGGAUGAGCAGGAAGAAUCACAAACCACAACCAGGGAUGCCGGUGAUACGGAGAAUCAACGACGCGGUUCGAACGAUCUCAGUAGUGCAGCGGAUGGCGAGAAUGGUCUUUCCGCCCAGGAACAGCAGUGCGAUGACAAUGCGAUGGAUUCGAGCGAUCUGCACCAGCGAGAUGGGGAUGUUCAUGCCCCGGAAGAGAGCAUGGAUGAUUCGCACUUGAUGGACGACGAUAGAACGGAAAGCGAACUGCGGGAGGAAGAAAGAUUGUCCGUCAAGCGUAAACCGACGGAGUCGGCCGAUCCAGACAAGGGUGAAGGGGACGGCGAAGUUGACGAAGAAGAGAAGUUGGAUGAAACGAACAAAACGGAUUCGGUCGAUGGGAAGGAUAAUGUGAAUGAUAGUGGCAAGGAUAAGGGAGAAUUAAGCGACAUGGAGAGCGAUAUCGAUAGCGAUGAAGACGACGAUAUAAAUGUCGUAAUCGGAGACAUCAAAUCGGGCCCCAGCUACAACAUCAUUAAGCAGCGCGGACCCAUCAUGUCAAACCAGACAGCAUCAAAUGCGGCCGGUGUGACAGACAAAACGAAACAGCCGGCCGGGAAGUUUAGCAUGGAAGAGUUUGAAAGUGUUGGCACGAUCAAUGGUGUCCCGGCACACGAAUUUAGCAUCGACUCGUUGGAUGAGAAACCCUGGCGCAAACCGGGUGCCGAUAUUACGGACUAUUUCAACUACGGAUUCAACGAGGAAACGUGGCGAUCGUAUUGCGAGCGACAGAAGCGUAUGAGGCAGCACGAGAGCGGGGUCGGAAUGGCGGGACUGACGAUAAACAACCCACAGGCCGCGCCUCCGAUGGGCAUGAUGCGUGAUAUGAGAAGGUCGGGUGGCCCAAUGGGUGGCGGACCGAUGGGAGGACCAAGAAAGAUGAACGGACCGAUCGAGGUGAUCGGCGGUGGUCCCGGCGGUCCGAUGGGUGGAGGACCGAUGGGAGGAAGAGGAGGCGAUGGUGGCGGAGGACGCAGAGAUGAUGGUAUGGCAAUGUCGAGCCAGCCGAAGGAGAACGUCAUUCAGGUGAUGACGGCGGACCGCAGGGAGUACAGCCGAACGGUAGUUGGGAACAAGUAUGAUCCAUCGAUGGGUGGUGGUCCACCAGGGUUCGGCGGUGGACCGCCAGAUUUUUAUCACCCCGAACCGGACUAUGCCGAUUAUUACGAUCCGAUGCAGGAAUCCCAGUGGGGUAAUGACAAUGGCAAUUGGCAACCGUCCGGUAUCAAAACGCUUACACCGUGCCCUCCGAUGAUGCACCCGGGUAUGGGUGGAAUGGGCCAACAACAACACAUGGACAUGAUGGGAGGUGGAGGAGGAGGUGAGCGGAUGGUGAUGCCUCCACCACAGCAGAUGCAGCAAGGUAUGGUGCCGGGACCGGGAAUGGGUCAAGGUGGUGGAAGGUUACAUCCGCCCGGAAUGGUUGCAGGAGGACCGCGUGGCGACAUGCGUAAUCCCAACGAUCGCAAACGAGGAGACCCACGCGAACGGGACCGUGAUCGUGAACCGCCGCGGAGAGAUCGUGAGCGUGAUCGAGAUCGUGGUCGCGAUCGGGAACGCGAACAUGACCGGGACCGGGAACGUGAUCGUGAUCGGAAAGAGCGAGAAAGAGGCGACCAUCGAUCGGAACGGGAUGCAAACCACAUUGCGCCGAAGGAAGAACUGGCAGUUGAUCCCAUUUUGGGUGUUGGAGUGGUUGUCGCGCCAGUAGCGUUAGCAACCGGAUCCACAUCUUCGGCAUCGCGCGACGACAAGGACAAACGUUCCACGAAGCCGGACCGUCACAAGGAUCGCCACCGAGAACGAUCCCGCAGUCGCGAAAGAUCCAAAUCGAGACGUUCCGAUAGGAGUCGAGAGCGAGAACAGCGACACAACCGCGAAAAGAAAAAGUCUCACCGGAAGGAUAAAGAAGAGGGAGAAUGA
Molecule: messenger RNA, 2085 nt
Organism: Anopheles marshallii
Lineage: Eukaryota; Metazoa; Arthropoda; Insecta; Diptera; Culicidae
Gene: Fip1
Product: pre-mRNA 3'-end-processing factor FIP1
Exons: 2
Coding region: 1-2085 (694 amino acids)
Cellular component (GO): mRNA cleavage and polyadenylation specificity factor complex
Molecular function (GO): RNA binding
Source: RefSeq, a predicted model, not a curated record